AUGGACAUGGCUAGAAGGAUGGCACAUAACGUGUUCCACGGCGUCAACAAUGUUGCCGAUGGAAAGAAGUUCUACGCUGACUCCAAAGAAUUGUUUCGUCAAGCAGGCAUGAACUUGAGAGAAUACGCCAGCAAUUCUUCAGAACUAAACAAGCUUUUUGAAGAAGAAGGUAGAAGUAUGGCGCAAACACAAAAACUUCUCGGCCUCCGAUGGAACACUCUUACCGAUGAACUGUUUAUCAGUCUCCCACGAAAACCACCAGAGCAAACCAAAUGGACGAAACGGAAGGUGCUGAAAGAAGUAGCCAGCAUCUAUGACCCGCUGGGUAUACUCUCACCAGUCACUCUCAUUGGAAAACUCUUUCUUCAGUCACUGUGGAAAUAUGAAGCAGAGAUGGGACGACAUGCGUCCGCAAACGCGUAUUGCGCAGUGGCAUACCUAGUUCAACGCCGUCAAAGUUCUCCUCACAAAGUUUCGAUCUUGAUGGCAAAGUCGAGGCUGGCUCCACUUCAUCAAUCUAUAACCAUACCCCGCCUAGAGUUGUCGGCUCUCACUAUCGGUUCUAAACUGCUUACGUUUCUCUCUACGCAGCUAGACCUGGAGUUGCGUCGAAAGUUUCUGUGGACCGACAGCACUGUUGCCCUUAGGUGGACAAACACUGAUAAAACAGUGCCAGUGUUCGUUCGUAACCGAGUGAAAACGAUUCGAUCACUUACCUCGAUCACUCACGCGGAACUAUCAAAAGAUAUGCCUCAAAAAACGAGUAAUGAGAGUGCAGAACAUGGCUGUCAUCCUGCCAUCUCCUCCAACUCAACACCACCAUUGAACCUGCAUUUGGACACCUUCCGCUUCAGCACAUGGAAUUCCCUGCUAAAAACGGUAUUCUUGAUCCUACGCUUCUUCACCACAAUGUCUCCGAAAGCUGCUUCACUCUUCUUCGGUCGUCAUCAUGCAGUACUCCGUGCAAGAGCCGAACGAGUACUAUUUCGAUUGGCCCAAUCCCAAAAUCCCCCCAGUCCCGAAUUGAUCCGCCAACUCCACUUGUUCCAGUGUCCGAAGACGUACCUUUGGAAAUCUCAAGGACGCAUCGACAAUAGUAAUCUCCAUCAAGAUACUAUCACUCCUCAACAUGUUUAUGGUGAUGAUCCUAUCAUCACUAUCACAAUGUACACAAACAUACAAAGCUCAUUCCAUGAGAAUGUAUGGCGCAUUCGGCCUACCCGCACUUACUCCCUAAGAUUGACAUCUGCGGUACGACUUGGCGUACGGGAUCUAGAGGAAAUCAGGACGUCGAAUGCGGAUAGAUCGACGAUAUGCCAGGAGGUAGGCAACGUUGGUUGUGGUGAUCUCGUACUAAUUGUCGUCGUUGGAGCAGCAGUGGUAUCCACCACUGAAGUCGGCGAUGUCAUACUGCCGUUAGGAGACGACUUUUUGAAGUCACAGCUGCAGAUGGAGACUGUCGGCACG
Molecule: messenger RNA, 1467 nt
Organism: Ostertagia ostertagi
Lineage: Eukaryota; Metazoa; Nematoda; Chromadorea; Rhabditida; Trichostrongylidae
Source: the annotation of a GenBank genome assembly